Lycium ferocissimum is the source of this 873-nucleotide messenger RNA. RefSeq lists its product as uncharacterized. Bases 1 to 873 code for a protein of 290 amino acids. The record is from RefSeq and is a predicted model, not a curated record. The transcript has 3 exons. NCBI's taxonomy places the organism in Eukaryota, Viridiplantae, Streptophyta, Magnoliopsida, Solanales, Solanaceae.
AUGUGCUUAGCUAAUGCCAACGGUAAUGGUAAAAUCUUGUACUUUCUGGCUGAUAAUAUAGAAGUGGAAGUUCUGAUGGAUUCCCCUCAGCAGAUUACUUUGAAGCUAUUUUUACAAUAUUUGAAUCAGCAUUUUAUUGCUACUUUAGUAUAUGCUAAAUGUAAUGCAUCUGAAAGGAUAGAAAAAGAUGGGGGUAAUCCUAUUCAACCUCAGGAUGUAGAAGAGUUUGCUUUUUGCAUAAAUUCCUGUGAACUUGAAGAGGUAAAAUUUAAGGGAAGUCCCUUCACUUGGUGGAAUGGAAGAGCAGAUGAAGAAUGUAUUUUUGAGAGACUGGAUAGGAUGUUGGUGAAUUCUCCUCUUCUUGACAAUUUUGGAAAUACUGAAGUGGAACAUCUUGCAAGAACUGGAUCAGAUCAUGCUCCACUUUUGUGCGGGGGUUGGUCCACUUGGGAGCAUGAGGACCCUUUUAUAAACUUCAAAUGCAAGAUGAAAAAGUUGAAAGCGGUGUUAUCCAAAUGGAGCAGGGAAGUGUUUAGUGACAUCUUCAAGCAGAUGAUCAUAAGGGAGGAAAUAGCGAGAUUAAAGGAAGAUUUGUUUGAAGAAAAUCCAAGCCAAGUAAAUAGAAUGGUUGUGCAAAAAGCUCAGGCUGAGACUAAAAGAUACUUGAAAUAUGAAGAAGAGUACUGGAGACAAAAAUCAGGCCUGGAUUGGAUUACAGAUGGUGGCAAAAAUACUAGAUUCUUCCAUAAUCUAGUGAAGGGAAGAAGGAAGAAACUGCAGAUCAAAAGAAUUCAAAAUUCAGAUGGUUCAUCGAUUGAGGAUGAGGACCAAAUGGCAGCUGAGGCUUUGCACUUUUAUACACAACAAUUUUGA